This is a messenger RNA of Limulus polyphemus (Atlantic horseshoe crab), 1502 nucleotides long. RefSeq names its product casein kinase II subunit alpha-like. NCBI's taxonomy places the organism in Eukaryota, Metazoa, Arthropoda, Merostomata, Xiphosura, Limulidae. The transcript is spliced from 4 exons. The annotation marks the transcript as partial. Gene Ontology annotation, molecular function: protein serine/threonine kinase activity. Gene Ontology annotation, cellular component: nucleus; protein kinase CK2 complex; cytosol. The record is from RefSeq and is a predicted model, not a curated record. Gene Ontology annotation, biological process: protein phosphorylation.
AAAAUAAAUCCUGAAAGGUUUAAAUUCUCUGUUUGUUUUGAUUUCCAGCUAGUAAGAAUAGCCAAAGUUUUAGGGACAGAGGAGCUCUUCGAAUACCUGGACAAGUACCAGAUAAUAUUAGACCCCAGGUUUAGUGAUAUUUUAGGAAGACAUUCAAGGAAAAGAUGGGAGAGAUUUGUCCACAGUGAAAACCAACACUUAGUCAGUCCAGAAGCACUGGACUUUCUGGACAAACUCUUAAGGUACGACCACCAGGAGAGGUUGACGGCCAGAGAAGCCAUGGAACACCCUUACUUCUAUCCAGCAGUGAAGGAUCAUCAGACAAGAUUCGAACAAAUUACAGGACACGCUAAUUCUCCCCCACCUAUAACAUCAGCCUCGGGUGGAUUUACCUCAAACACUGGUGCAGGAGUAUCAGCAUCACCAAUUACUUCACCCAAUCUCACAUCUUUUCCCAACCCGGCUGCUGCUCUGUCGUAAGACCACACCACGUCACCAAGAGAUGUUUGGUCUGUUCUGGGCUUAGACACAAUUCACAUAAUGUUGUAUGUGCCGUUUGCAUUUCAUAUCAGUUGUAGCUGAAGUGGACCCAGGCUAAGUGAUUCAAGGGACAACAAAAAAAAAACAUUUUCAUUACAUUUGAACUUUUUUUUUUACUUAGCAGUCUUUAUUAAAAGCCUGUUCUUAAAAAAAAAGAAUGUUUAGUGUGAGCGGCAGGAGUAGAAUAGACGAUUAUCGACUAACCAGUGAGUUAGCACAAUAAGAAAUGUUAAACAUAUGUUGUCGUUCCUCCCCCAGUUUAAAUUAUUGCCAAGUUCAAUUGAAGGUAGCAGCAUCCAAAUGAUGCUCUACAGGUAAGUUAUUUACAAAGUAUACAAGUCUCUCCAAUAUGCCAUCCAGCAUUCUUCAGAAACAUUACAGUGUUUAUAGUUGUAAGAUAAAAUGGCUGCUAAAGCAAGAAAUAUCCAAACUUUCAUUUUUACUUGCGUUGUGAUAAAUGUCCCUAUUAAAUGUCGUGAGAUCGCAGCCAGUUCUCAGCUGUCUGAACAUGUGUUCAUUUUGUUGAUCUCCAUUUUUUUUAUAUUCAGUUUCUUUGUACCAAGACAAAAAAAUGUGUUCGUGUCUUUAGCUUGUGCAAUGCUUAUCUUUCCAAGUCAUCUAUUUAAAGAGAGAUUGGUGUCUGUACUGUCUGCUGGUUGUUUUGUCUUCAUUAUUUUUGUGCAAGUUCAAUUCCAUGUCUUAUUAUUGGCAGCACUCGAAUCACUCAAAGUAUAUGUCACUAAUGAUACUUCCCUGUGUAAAGAUCAUGCACUUAAAAAUAAUAAAUAAUAUUAUGUUCAAUAAUUUAUCAUUCAAAAUAGGUUGUUUUCUUAGAAAAAGAUGCCAAAACCUUAAUUGUUGUUUGUGUAAAACUUUCUUGUGGUAAUUUCAUUUUCAUAAGGUUUGUAACAUUGUUAAUAAUAGUUAAAUUAGAACAAUAAAUCAACUUUGUUGUCACUGCA